Molecule: messenger RNA, 933 nt
Organism: Cladophialophora psammophila CBS 110553
Lineage: Eukaryota; Fungi; Ascomycota; Eurotiomycetes; Chaetothyriales; Herpotrichiellaceae
Exons: 5
Coding region: 1-933 (310 amino acids)
Biological process (GO): meiotic cell cycle; regulation of synaptonemal complex assembly
Source: RefSeq, a predicted model, not a curated record
AUGCACUCAGAGCCAGCAGAAGCUGCCUUGGUAGGAUAUGCCGGCCUUGUUGACAUCGCCUCCAAGGUCGUCGAGCAGCUGGCUCCAAAACAGGAAGGUCUCCUUAAGAGCGCAGAACACGACGACCUCGACAUCAAAGAAAUCAGAGAGAGCUUGAAAGCACAAUACUUGUUACUGCGCAUCGCAUUGGCAUGGAAGCAAGAGCGAACCGAACUAGCCGAGCAUUUCUAUGCCCAAAUUGAGGCAAUCCGACCCCAUCUGGGUCCUAGUCGUAUCGGAGAACUACUUGACCUAUGCUACGAGAUCGGCAAUGAUCAGCUCAACCAGAAACAGGGAACUCUUGCCGCAAAGUGGCUCAAAAGAGGUUGCCAGCUCGCGAGUGAACACGCAGCCCAGGCUGAAGAUAUGGAUAUUCUUGAUCUAAAGUUUACCCUCAUGCAUACUUGUGUCCGAGCUCUGCUGGCGACCGAGGAUCCGCAAGCCGGCCACGAAGCAUUUCAAAUCCUCCACGCACUUCGCCAGGUAAUUAUUUCGAUUUCCAACAACAGCUCAAACGAAAACUCACAAUUUCAGGAAUUCGGCCACAAGCUUCCUGUCAUACUGCUUCAACUAGAGGUGUAUGCGAAAGAUCCGUCCCCAAAUCCUGACGCGUUCUGUGCAGUUAGCACUUCAGAUGCUAUUCGAGUCUUAGAGUCGUACAUUGUCAUAAGACUUGCUCCAAGUGAUGAGUACACCUGGACUGAAAACGCCAUAAUUACGUUGAUCUGGCUCAUGACAGCGGAAAGCAAUGACAACAGCAUUGUCGACCCGUCGUUUCUCGAAGGAGUGUUCGAUGAGAUCCAGCGAGCCUGGAACAGAUCCCUGAGCGCAGAGGCGACUCACGGUGCACUUGUUGUAGGCUUUGCUUCCGCUGUUACUGGGAAGAGCUGCUGA